Yarrowia lipolytica CLIB122 is the source of this 2901-nucleotide messenger RNA. RefSeq lists its product as uncharacterized. The record is from RefSeq and is a predicted model, not a curated record. NCBI's taxonomy places the organism in Eukaryota, Fungi, Ascomycota, Dipodascomycetes, Dipodascales. Gene Ontology annotation, biological process: inositol metabolic process; inositol phosphate biosynthetic process. Gene Ontology annotation, cellular component: cytosol. Gene Ontology annotation, molecular function: diphosphoinositol pentakisphosphate kinase activity; inositol hexakisphosphate kinase activity; 5-diphosphoinositol pentakisphosphate 1-kinase activity.
AUGUCAGAACCGUCUCCGACCGUGUCGGCCUCGGCCCCCGCAUCCUCGUACGAGCCCUCGGACUCGUCCAUCUCCACGUCGUCAAUAAAGGCUGCUGUUGAGGGCCGAGCCCGACGGUCCUCUUCCUUCUCUAGCAUCAGAGCUGCCUCUGGUACCCCCGACCUGUCCAACCUUCCCAAGAUUGGCAAAAUUGGUGUCUGUGCGAUGGACGUCAAGGCCCGAUCCAAGCCAUGUCGGCACAUUCUCAACAGGCUGCUGGACACGGGCGAAUUUGAAACCGUUGUCUUUGGAGACAAGGUGAUUUUGGACGAGCCCAUUGAGAACUGGCCCACGUGUGACUUUCUCAUUUCCUUCUUCUCAUCCGGUUUUCCCCUCGAAAAGGCCAUUUCCUACGUCAAGCUACGAAAACCCUUCCUCGUCAAUGACCUCAUUCUGCAAAAAGUGCUGUGGGACCGACGUAUCGUGCUUGACCUGCUCGACUCGGCCAAUGUUCAAACCCCUCCUCGUCUCAUUUGCACCCGAGACGGAGGCGCAAAGGCCGACCCUGACCUGGCCAAGAAGCUGGCCGAACACAAUGUCAUCCUGACUCCCCAGCCCAAGUCCGAAUGUCACAUGGUUGACGAGGAUACCGUCAUGGUGGAUGGCAAGACCAUGACGAAGCCGUUCGUCGAGAAGCCCGUGGAUGGAGAAGACCACAACAUCUACGUCUACUACCCCAAGUCGUCGGGAGGAGGAGGUCGACGACUAUUCCGAAAGGUCGGCAACAAGAGUUCAGAAUUUGACCAGGAUCUCUGUGAAGUCCGGAUGGACGGCUCGUACAUUUACGAGAAGUUUAUGGACACCGAAAACAAGGAGGAUGUCAAGGCGUACACUGUUGGAGCCCAUUACUGUCACGCUGAGACCCGAAAGUCCCCCGUUGUCGACGGUAUUGUCAGACGGAACACAUAUGGCAAGGAGCUGCGGUUUGUGACCAAGCUGACUGACGAGGAGAUCAAGUUUGCCAGCAAGGUCUCUCAGACCUUUGAGCAGACUAUUUGCGGUUUUGAUCUGCUGCGUGCCCAAGGUGAGUCGUAUGUCAUUGAUGUUAACGGUUUCUCUUUCGUCAAGGACAACCACGAAUAUUACGACAACUGCGCCCGAAUUCUGCGACAGAUCUUCCUGCAGGCUAAGCAGCAGCGAAACAAGGACCGAGCCAUCGCUAACACUGCUCCUCAGCCCGAGAAGCACCAGUCCUGGGUUCUCAAGGGCCAGGCUAUUGUGAUUCGACACGCAGACCGAACCCCCAAGCAGAAGAUCAAGGUCUCAUUUAAGCAUCCUCUCUUCAUUGAUCUACUGAAGGGUCACAAGGAGGAGGUUCUUUACCGAGAGAAGGAUCGUCUGAUGGAGGUGCUUGAGACUACUCGACGGGCCACAAGGGAGGCUACUGACGAGGAUCCUCAGAAGAUGGCUAACCUGAUCAUUGCUCUGGAGAAGAAGAUGGAUUUCCCCGGAACCAAGGUCCAGAUCAAGCCCACAAUCAAUAAGAGCACCGGCGAGGUUGAGAAGGUGCAACUAGUGGCCAAGUGGGGAGGAGAACCCACUCAUUCGGCUCGAUACCAGGCCCAGGACAUGGGUGACCAGAUGCGUCAGGAUCUCAUGAUUGUCAACAAGAACCUGCUCAAGAAUGUCAAGUGUCUCUCAUCUUCUGAACGACGAGUCAUUGCCAGUGCCAAGAUUUGGGCAGCUGCCUUCCUAGGUGUUGAGGAGGUCUCUGACGACUUCAUUGUUGUUCGAAAGGGUCUUCUUGAUGAUUCCAACGCCGCCAAGGACCUCAUGGACAAGGUCAAGAAGGAGCUUAAGCCUCUUCUGCGAAAGGGAACCCCACCUCCCCCUCAUUUCACCUGGCCCGACAAGAUUCCCGAGCCCUUCAUUGUGUUGCAGCGGGUCGUCGAGCUCAUGAAGUACCACCACAAGGUCAUGGAGAGAAACUUCAACAACCACACUCCCGAGGAGGUUGAAGCCUUUCAGACUCGAUGGUGUUGCCAGGAGACCCCUUUCUUGUUCCGAGAGCGAUGGGAUAAGCUUUUCUCCGAGUUCACUUCGCCCGACAAGGUCGACCCUUCUCGAAUCUCCGAGCUAUAUGACGCUAUGAAGUUCGAUGCACUGCAUAACCGACAGUUCCUCGAGCGAAUCUUCAAGCCCGAUGAGAGUGUCGAAAUUGCUCCCCCUUCGUGCCACAUCCCUAACGUCUCUGCUCCCGAGCUGUCUUCUCUUGGAAAGACUCCUCUUGUUACGCCUACAAGUGACGACGAAACCAAAACAUCUUCCAACGGCAAGUCGCCCCAGCAGACUUUCUAUGGCCCCCAGUACGUGCAUCUUCGAGAGCUGUACCGACUGGCCAAGAUUCUGUUUGACUUCAUUUGUCCCCAGGAGUACGGUAUCGAGGACAAGGAGAAGCUGGACAUUGGUCUGCUGACGUGUCUGCCUCUGCUCAAGGAGAUUCUGUCCGAGCUCAACGAGAUGAAGCAGGCCGAGACUGGAGGUGUGAUUGCUUACUUCACCAAGGAAUCUCACAUCUACACCCUGCUCAACAUCAUCUACGAGUCCGGCAUCAACACCCGAAUCGCCCGAAACGUGAUUCCCGAGCUGGACUACCUAACCCAGAUUGUUUUUGAGCUAUAUGAGAGUGUAGAGGCGGAUGAGUAUGGCGAGAAGAAGUACUCCAUUCGACUGUCAAUCUCGCCUGGAUGCAACACCCAGUCUCCUCUGGAUGUUCAGCUGGACUCAAAGCACUGCAUCUCUUGUAUUCCACGAGUCGGUCUCACUCGACAUUUGGACCUGGAUCUGGUCAUUGGCAAGCUGCAGACUCGUUUCAACCGGGUGUCCAUGCCUUCCAAGUUUAUUCCCGUCAACAUUUCUUAA